Drosophila willistoni is the source of this 662-nucleotide messenger RNA. Its product is annotated as microsomal glutathione S-transferase 1. Bases 59 to 616 code for a protein of 185 amino acids. Lineage: Eukaryota; Metazoa; Arthropoda; Insecta; Diptera; Drosophilidae. The transcript is spliced from 4 exons. The record is from RefSeq and is a predicted model, not a curated record. Gene Ontology annotation, cellular component: membrane.
UCAGGCAAUCAGACGUACUCUUUGUUUUAGCUUAACUCACUAAAAAAAAAUCACAAAAAUGUCAACUAAUAGCUCGACUAUUCUAACGCCAUUGGCAACACCAAUGCCUGGAUCAGGAAUGGGCAAUGCCACAACAUUUACUUUGGAUAAUCCCACAUUCUGUUGCUAUCUCUUCUGGUCCACAGUGUUGGUGGCUAAAAUGCUGCUUAUGUCCUUGCUAACGGCCUUGCAACGUUUCCGCUAUAAGCUACUGGGUCUAAUUCCAUUGGCCCUAAGGCGCAAGAUUUUCCCCAAUGAGGAGGAUUUAUUCUUUAAGAAUCUUGAAGUCAAGUUUGAUGAUCCCCAUGUAGAGCGUGUACGCAGGGCACAUCGCAACGAUAUGGAGAAUAUUUUGCCAUAUUUCAUUAUGUCUUUGAUCUAUAUAAGUACCAAUCCUAGCCAGGCAAUUGCCUGCAAUCUGUUUCGUGUUGCCUCCGUAGCACGCAUUCUGCAUACAUUGGUCUAUGCAGUGUAUCCGGUGCCACAGCCCUCGAGAAUUUUGGCCUUCGCUACGAUGCUGUGCAUUACCUUUUAUAUGGCCGCUGUGGUGGCAUUGCGCACGCUAAGUUUCAUUUAGCUUGUUGUAGUGCAUUAAACAUACUACAUAUAUCCGUUUUGUUUAA